AUGGCGCAUCAGGAUCUCAUAUCAAUUGACUGUAAAGGCUGCGAGGCGGUUCUCUGCAUCUCUACUAACGCAUUUUACACAAUUGAUGGACAGUAUUUGACCGCUGAAAAUGAAGAUCUCUUCUCUGCUCCUGGCAUGCAGAUUGGCGGCCGAAGAAGGAGCGGGCUCAAAGACACCCAAUUAGAGAGCUUUGUUGUUCAAAAUAUCAAUUGUUCCGGCUGCAAGGAUAUCAUAGGAUGCAAAGUCUUGAAUUCCAAGGAUGAUGCUGGACUGAGCGAUGAUAGGAUCAUCAAUCGCUAUCUCAUCAAUGAUAAAAAUGUGACCGCCAAGUCUGUCACAACCCAAGCUCCAGCUGCGCUCAACACAAGGCCUUUUUCAUUCUCGAAAAUCAAGCGGACUUUGCAUUGCAAAAAGGGCCAAGCAUCAAGGAUUUCAACGAGUUCGAAAGGCAAAACGCACCACUAUGUCAGCUCGACUAGAGACUCGUCAAUCGAUGCCACUGUCUUGCUGGAUAGCAAUGCAGGCAAACAGUUCACCUCCAGCAAGAUUCCGAAUGCUGGACCUUUUGAAGCCACCUCCAAUACCGCUGUUGACUUAUCGGCUGUACUUGCCGAAGUAAGCGACCUCAAGACAGAAAUUAGCUGUAUGAGACAAGACAUAACCAAAAGCAAGGUGGAGCACGGUCAUGCUUCGACUAAACUCAAUGCAGCUGUAGAUUCGCUCGGUGGGCUCGAGCAAGAUCUCACUGUGCUCCGGGAAGGGCACAAGGUAUGUUCAAAUGAGAUUCGCGCUCUAGAGACCAUGGCAAAUAAUGAUAACGAUUCUAUCCGCCGCCUCUACGAUCAGGUCCAGAAUGUAGAGAUGAAUGUUGCACAGCUGAUUCAUAAACAAGAUGAAACAUUUGCGGAAGGGGCAUAUACGAAAAUGCGUAUGGACAGAUUGAAAGGGAAGAUUGAAUCGAUGAGUACGGAUAGUACUAUGGAUAGCUGCAUGAAAUUCAUGCAAGUGAAAUUGAUGUCCGAUUUCAUGAAUGCAACAACGAAAUCAAUGACAGCAAUGGACACUAGACUCGAUGAGAUGGAGAUGCUGGAAACAGAUGUAACAGAAUUGCGCGAGCAGGUGGCCACUCUGCAGGCUCAAAACUUUGAUCUUUUAUGUCAGAGCUCCAGGAACAUUAACGAGGAUCAGAUAGUGAUUCACGCAGCAAGACAAUUGGUACUUAGCUCAGUUGAUCACCAGCAGGAGCCUGUAUCUCAUGUGCAAGGUAAUAAACGUCGGCGAAUUUGCGAGGAUGUGACUGGAGAACAGUCCGACCAGAAAGGUAAAGAUACCAGUCACCUCACACCAUUGCCGACCACCGAGAAUAUCCAGACCGAAAAAGAGUCUUCAAGUGAGCGGAGACAUUUCUCGAAUGAAAAUAAGGGAUCAUCGCUUCGUGGUCCAUCUGUCGUUAUUAGGUCUAGCCCUCAGCGCUCUCCAGAAACUGCAAUGACAGUGGACAGAAGAAGCUCGCGCCGUUUCCAAUGUUUGGAGCAAGACACCGAGAUUUUUUUAGAAACUCCAAGAUCGAGAGACGCUCAAGGAUGUCUUCUCAAACCAGACGGUACAAGAGACUUACGAAGUUGGAAUCGUUUGAAUAAAUCAAGACAAUCGAGUUGA
Bacidia gigantensis is the source of this 1659-nucleotide messenger RNA. RefSeq lists its product as uncharacterized. NCBI's taxonomy places the organism in Eukaryota, Fungi, Ascomycota, Lecanoromycetes, Lecanorales, Ramalinaceae. Bases 1 to 1659 code for a protein of 552 amino acids. The transcript has 2 exons. The record is from RefSeq and is a predicted model, not a curated record.